UAUUUAGGUGGUGCUGAUGAGGAUUUGGUUUAUGUUGAGCCUGUGGACUAUGUGGCUGAGCCUGAAGGUUUUUUGCCAAAGGUGAAGAAUACUGAGGUGAGGGCAUGGUCAUUGGAGGUGCAUUCAUUGUGGAAGAAUUUGAGUAGGAAAGUGUCUGAUCAUGUGUUGGAAAAGCCUGAGUUGUAUACUUUGCUUCCAUUGAAAAAUCCAGUUAUUAUACCGGGAUCGCGGUUUAGAGAGGUUUAUUAUUGGGAUUCUUACUGGAUGAUAAGGGGCUUGUUAGCAAGCAAGAUGUAUGAAACUGCAAAAGGAGUUGUAACUAAUCUGAUUUCUCUGAUAGAUCAGUUUGGUUAUGUUCUUAAUGGUGCACGAGCGUAUUACAGUAACAGAAGUCAGCCUCCUGUCCUGGCUGCGAUGAUUGUUGACAUAUACAAUCGAACGGGUGAUUUAGAUUUGGUUAGAAGAUGUCUUCCUGCUUUGCUCAAGGAGCAUCACUUUUGGAAUUCAGGAGUACAUAUAGUGACUAUUCAAGAUGCUCAGGGAUCGACCCACAGCUUGAGUCGAUACUAUGCUAUGUGGAACAAACCUCGGCCAGAAUCGUCAACUAUUGAUAGAAGAACAGCUUCCAAACUCCCAAAUAUCUGUGAAAAAAGAGAAUUUUACCGCGAUCUGGCAUCAGCUGCUGAAAGCGGAUGGGAUUUCAGUUCAAGAUGGAUGAGGAACGAAUCUGAUCUCGCAACAACUACUACAACAUCGAUUAUACCAGUUGAUCUGAAUGCAUUCCUUCUGAAGAUGGAACUUGACAUAGCAUUUCUAGCAAAUCUUAUUGGUGAAAGUAGUGUGGUUACACAAUUUACAGAAGCUUCUCAAAAUCGACAAAGGGCCAUGAACUGUAUCUUUUGGAACGCAGAGAUGGGGCAAUGGCUUGAUUAUUGGCUUGACAGCAGCAACAAAUCGGAGGAUAUUUAUAAAUGGGAAGAUCUACACCAGAACAAGAAGUCAUUUGCCUCCAAUUUUGUUCCUUUGUGGACUCAAUUAUUUAGUUCAGUUGUAGAUGAUAUCACAACUCAGAGAGUAGUUCAAAGUCUCCGAAGCUCGGGCCUGCUUCAAUCUGCAGGGAUUGCAAUGACCUUGUCCAAUACUGGACAGCAAUGGGAUUUUCCAAAUGGUUGGUCACCCCUUCAACACAUGAUCAUUGAAGGUCUCGCAAGGUCCGGCCUAGAAGAGGCAAGAACCUUAGCUAAAGACAUUGCUAUCCGGUGGAUAAGAACGAACUAUGUAGCUUACAAGAAAACCGAUGCAAUGUAUGAAAAAUAUGAUGUCACGAGAUGUGGAGCAGCCGGAGGUGGUGGUGUGUAUGUAGCCCAAACUGGUUUUGGAUGGACAAAUGGUGUUGUACUGGCACUUUUGGAGGAAUUUGGAUGGCCUGAAGACUUGAACAUUGACUGCUAUUGAGCAAGUAGAGUCAGUGGCGGAGCCAGGAUUUUCACUAAGUGGAGUCAGAAAUAAACACGGACUAAUCGAAGGGAGUUUAAUAUCUACUAUAUAUACAUAAAAAUAUUUUUGACCAUUUAAAUUAGUAUAAAAAUAGUAUAAUUUUUCGUCAAAGGAGAUUGGAAUGAACCCCGAAUCCAAGAUGGCUCCGCUACUGAGUAGAGUCAUCAUGAAAUUAAUGAGUUUACCGUCGAUUGUCAGCUUAUAG
Molecule: messenger RNA, 1702 nt
Organism: Capsicum annuum
Lineage: Eukaryota; Viridiplantae; Streptophyta; Magnoliopsida; Solanales; Solanaceae
Product: probable trehalase
Biological process (GO): trehalose catabolic process
Molecular function (GO): alpha,alpha-trehalase activity
Source: RefSeq, a predicted model, not a curated record